This is a messenger RNA of Fusarium tjaetaba, 2085 nucleotides long. RefSeq names its product ser thr phosphatase family. The record is from RefSeq and is a predicted model, not a curated record. Lineage: Eukaryota; Fungi; Ascomycota; Sordariomycetes; Hypocreales; Nectriaceae. The transcript has a single exon. The coding region runs from base 1 to 2085 and encodes 694 amino acids.
AUGGAGGACUUGUCUUCGUUGAAACAGACUGGAGUCGCGCUGGGUCAGAAAACGCUAUUUACUACCCUCAAGGGUGACAAAGUCUCCUUAUCUGAAGGCUACAUCCCACUACUGGUGAACCUCACUGUUGAAGAUAAGGCGGCCAAGGGUUUGCGAAAGCACAAAGGCGGCAAUGCAAGAGAGGAGGCGGUAUACGUCUCUGCACUUGAGGCCUUACGAGACAAUCGGCUCUUACUUCUCUCUGGCGCGAGUGGUUCAGGAAAGACAACCUUUGCAGAAUAUCUGAUUUUCGGUCAUUCCGCGGGUAUUUUCCAGAAGGACAGGGACCCAGUCCCUCGCAACGAAGGCGGCGAGACACGAAACGAGACAUCGAGUGGGUUUGGAACGCGGUCAUUGCUCUUCACAAUCACCAAUAAGCAAGACCUCGCAGAUGUCGAACGAAAGCUACCAGAGAUUCUACAAUCUUGGGACAGUAGAGAAAAUGGAAGCGAAAAGGAGGAACUACUAUUAAUAUUGGAUGGCAUUGAAAACUCAGGAUCCGAAGGAAUAAGGAGUCUGGCUUCUAUAAUCCGCACUAUUACUCCAAAGUUACACGUUCGGGUACUCAUUCUGGGUCGAGAUGAUGCUAUCCAAGAUUGGGACCUGCCCCCCGGCUUUUCGAAGAUUCAGCUACUACCACUGCUGGCCAUUCAAAGGCGACAACUGGCUCGGAAACUAUCUCUAGAUGCAGACUUUGGUUCUGGAAACGCUGCUUCAAUACCAGCUAUAUUUGCUCUGUCUCUUGCAGGCGGUCAUGUUGGCGAUACCAGCGAAGCAGCCUUGGAUGCUUGGCUAGUACUUUGCUUUCAUUCUCCCGAGAAGCGUCAGGCUUUGCUACAAGGCGCAUGUAGCGCAUGGAUGCACCAGAGGCAUACCCAGCCCAAUGAGCUGUCGGAAGCGACUAAGAAAUGGCCAUUCGUCUCGUGCACUGCAGUCCAAGAACUCUUGGUGGCUGCUCAGCUGCAAACGGCAUCUUUUCAAGAGAAACUGCAAGUCUUUGGCCAAGAUGCCAAGUCAGCAGUGCCGAUUGUUCGAAGUCUUCUGUAUCGGUUCUCAAAAGGAGAAAGGCAAGAGACGUUCAUCCGUGAACUUCUAAAUCAGCAUGCCUAUGACCUUGAUGGGGAGAAAGCCCAAUAUGCUACACUUAUGGCCUGCGAGUUCAUAGACCCUCACAAUGUACCCUUGGUCACCCAGGUUGUCGCUCGUUUGCUGAAGGUGGCCAAGCUUGGAGCCCUCCCAUUUCCCUAUCGAAUUCUAGCCGGUCGCUACCUCUCGCUAUUUGGAGAUCUUCGCGAAUUGGCUGAGUUGGUCGAAAUCCCAGGAGGAACGAGCUUCUUUGGAUCCUCAAAUCAUCCGAACUCCAGUCCUGUUCAUGAGCUUCAUCUCGGACCCUUCAAAAUCGGAGCGUUUCCGGUUGUGAAUCGAGACUAUGGAGACUUUGUGCGGCAGACGGGUCGUACUUGGCUGAGUCAAGACGGCUACGAUCCAUAUACACAGAACGAACCAGCAACAGAUCUCACGUGGUAUGACGCCAGAGCGUACUGCCAAUGGCUCACACAAAGAUGGAGGGAAACAGGUAAAAUAAAGCCCAGUGAGACUGUACAGCUACCUUCGGAGCCACAGUGGGAGAGAGCAGCCAGAGGAGAUCGGCAUGAGUCACAGGAAGGAGAGAACAUUUAUCCAUGGGGCACCAACUUUAAAGUAAGUCUAUCAAACGGCGAAGAACUGGCGCUGAAUAAUAAAUGUGCCGUUGGACUAUUUCCCCAGUCUCGCUCACCGUUUGGCUGCUACGACAUGACGGGUCAAGUGUGGGAAUGGUGCACAACAUUAUGGGGAGAAGACAUGACGACGCCAAAGUUUAAAUACCCUUGGUUAAGCUCAGAUGGUCGUGAGGAUCUGGACGCCGACGCGUCAACCAGGAGAGUUCUGCGAGGUGGGUGCUUUUCGAGUGGUCAAGCCAAGGCGACGUGCACUUAUCGCGGUAGUCUUGAGCCGACUGGGUUUUGGAGGGGUAACGGGUUCCGCAUUGUGGUCGUUUCUGAGUAG